Messenger RNA from Astrephomene gubernaculifera, 745 nucleotides. The record is from the annotation of a GenBank genome assembly. Lineage: Eukaryota; Viridiplantae; Chlorophyta; Chlorophyceae; Chlamydomonadales; Astrephomenaceae.
ACUAACGUUCAUUAGCUAACUUGCAAACGCUUCUUUAUUUUUGGACACGUUGCUCCAUCGUAUUUGUGCGUCGUCCGCCCGCCCGCUGGCCAAGUCGCAAUUAAUUGUCUGUACUGUGGUUCAAGUUGUUAAUAACUUUUUAUACCCACUUUUCUGAAGCAGUCAUCGAAACCUACAAAUUGGCGACCAACUUAUCUCAUCUUUCGCGACGCCCUGGAGCAUCACCCCUUUCCAUAGUGCGAUUCCAGGCAGGGAACUAUAGGAGGAUUUCGCCUGAUCGAUGCACGUCCCUACAAACCGGCCGCAAUGCCGGUGUUCCCAUGUACACACACGACGAGCUCCACUUAGGGCCAACCACAGCUUCAGCAUCAGCCGUAGGCGGUCGCACUGCCAGACCUUCCUUCCCCGCACCAUCACCGCUUGUGCCGCUGCCAGUAACACAACAUCAGCGACCACCUCUAGCGGCGCCGGCCCUUGCAGCUGCAUCACAACUGCAGCAGCAGCUGCUUCUACUGCUGGUGCAGCUGAGCUGCCUAACAACCACCAACGGCCGCCGGCACAUCCGGAGCGUCAGCUCCGUACACCGCUACUGGACGCUGUACGGGAUCGUGGAGACGCCGUACACGAGGCUCCUUUUCACGUGCCAGGACAUAAGCGCGGAUCCGGAGCUCCUGAGGCCUUCAUGCGGCUCGUACGACCGCCCCACGGGUCACUCCUGCAGUACGAUCUAACGGAGAUUGCAGGU